AUGUCGCCCAUCUCCGUCUUCCGCGUCGCGACCCGCGCCGUCCGCCCUUCCGGCUUCAUCAGAGCUGCUCAAUUGCCCCGUCCCCGGGUGCAGGCCCCCGUUGCUCUGGCUAUCGCCCGUCCCAGCUUCAGCACCUCCGCUAAGCGCUUCGGCGGUCACCACGAGGACGAGACAUACGAGGAGUUCUCUGCCAGAUUCGAGAAGGAAUUCGACGGUGUCCAGGAUGUCUUCGAGCUCCAGCGUAAUCUCAACAACUGCUUCGCCUACGAUCUCGUUCCCUCCGUUGAGGUCCUCACCGCUGCUCUGAAGGCUGCUCGUCGCGUCAACGACUACCCCACCGCUGUCCGGAUCUUCGAGGGUGUCAAGGCCAAGGUCGAGACCCAGGAGCAGUACAAGCAAUACCUUGAGGCCCUUGAGGGUCUCCGCCAGGAGCUGGGUGUUGCUCUCCGUGAGGAGCUCUACCCCGAGGAGGCGUAA
Molecule: messenger RNA, 477 nt
Organism: Aspergillus luchuensis
Lineage: Eukaryota; Fungi; Ascomycota; Eurotiomycetes; Eurotiales; Aspergillaceae
Gene: COX6
Product: cytochrome c oxidase subunit VI
Exons: 4
Coding region: 1-477 (158 amino acids)
Biological process (GO): mitochondrial electron transport, cytochrome c to oxygen
Cellular component (GO): mitochondrial inner membrane
Source: RefSeq, a predicted model, not a curated record